UAGCUUCACCAAUCACCACAAACCUAACCAACAACAAUGUCACACUUAACAAUAAUAAUCCUACUCCUAUUUUUAUCAAGAACAAGUUCAGAUUCAAUUCAAGAAAGCUUUGUACGCUGCUUACACGUGAAUUCGGACAAAUCAUUCCCAUUUGAUGCAUCAAUAUACACUCAAAACAAUGCAUCAUUCACAACGGUUCUUGAUUCCUCAGCACAGAACCUAAGGUUCUUGGUGCCUUCAGCACCCAAACCUUCCUUCAUUUUCACACCAAACACUGAGUCUCACGUCCAAGCAGCCGUCAUCUGCGCCAAGAAGCUUAACAUCCACCUCCGAGUGCGAAGCGGCGGCCAUGACUACGAAGGCAUGUCCUACGUUUCGGAGAUCGAAACGCCUUUCAUGGUCGUAGACUUGGCCAAGCUUCGCGCCAUAAACGUUGACAUCAAGAGCAACACGGCUUGGAUUCAAGCCGGCGCCACCAUCGGCGAAGUUUACUACAGAAUUUACGAGAAGAGCUCUGUUCAUGGCUUCCCUGCAGGACUCUGCACAAGCUUAGGUGUUGGAGGACACAUCACCGGAGGUGCAUACGGUUCCAUGAUGAGAAAAUUCGGCCUCGGCGCCGAUAACGUCCUCGACGCUCGAAUGGUGGACGUUAACGGCAGGAUUCUUGACAGAAGAUCCAUGGGGGAAGAUCUGUUUUGGGCCAUAAGAGGAGGAGGUGGUGGAAGCUUUGGAAUCCUUCUAUGGUGGAAGAUAAAGCUGGUUGAAGUGCCUCCAACAGUUACGGUUUUCACAGUUCCAAGAACACUUGAACAAGGUGGAACGAAGCUUCUUCAUAGGUGGCAGGAAGUAGCACCUUCCAUUGAUGAAAACCUCUUCAUAAGAGUUAUAAUCCAACCUUCAAAUGUGGGCAACACAACGAAAAGAACAAUCACAACCGCUUACAAUGCUCUCUACCUUGGUGGAGCAAGGAAGCUCCUUGAGGUGAUGCAGAAGAGCUUCCCUGAACUGGGAUUAACCGCCAAAGAUUGCAAGGAAACAAGUUGGAUCAAAUCUGUUAUGUACAUUGCAGGGUAUCCAGACAACACUCCCCCUCAAGUUCUUCUUCAGGGGAAGUCAACUUUCAAGAAUUACUUCAAGGCCAAGUCUGAUUUCGUGAGGCAGCCGAUCCCGGUGGCCGGCCUCCGCGGCUUGUGGCAGAGGAUGAUGCAGGAGGAGAGCCCCUUGAUGAUAUGGAACCCAUAUGGUGGAAAGAUGAGUGAGUUCUCAGAGUCUCAUAUUCCAUUCCCUCACAGGAAUGGAACACUAUUCAAGAUUCAGUAUGUCACUUUGUGGCAGGAUGGAAAGGAGAAUGCUGGAAAGCACAUUGAUUGGUUGAGGGAUCUUUACACUUACAUGGGUGCUUAUGUGUCUAAGUCACCAAGGGAAGCUUAUGUGAACUAUAGAGAUCUUGAUUUGGGGAUGAAUUCCAAGAGCAGAACAAGCUUCAAGCAAGCUAGCAACUGGGGUUAUAGGUAUUUCAAGGGUAACUUCAAGAGAUUGGUUAAGAUCAAGACAAAGGUUGAUCCUGGUAACUUCUUCAGGCAUGAACAGAGUAUUCCACCUCUUCCUUACUGAUGCAACUCUAUAAAUUGGCUCACUUUAGAGGGAAUAAUUAAGGAUAAAUGUUGUAAGAUACUGAUGGAAGUGUUUCAAGUGUUUGAUGUGUUUUGUGAUUGUGUAUGUGACAACAUUAUAGGUGACUGUGUAUUAGUACUAAAGCUUUCAUUUUGUCUUUGGUAUCAUUCAUCAAGUGUGUUUCAUGAAAAACAAAUAUAAAGUUGGGCAGAAUAGUCCUGCAUGCUUUCUUAUACAA
Molecule: messenger RNA, 1852 nt
Organism: Arachis duranensis
Lineage: Eukaryota; Viridiplantae; Streptophyta; Magnoliopsida; Fabales; Fabaceae
Product: berberine bridge enzyme-like 13
Exons: 1
Coding region: 37-1614 (525 amino acids)
Molecular function (GO): FAD binding; oxidoreductase activity
Source: RefSeq, a predicted model, not a curated record